ACAUUGAUUUUCCCAUUAUUAUAUUAGCCGGGUAGAAUGGUGGACUACAGUAGCUGCCUCGCCUACAACUCCUCAUGACAGUGGCUGUAUGAGUUGGUGCCAGAGGUGGUCUUUCAAGCGGUGUGGCAGUGGCACUUUGAAAACUUUGUGAGAAAUGUCACAAACGAAGCUUUGUGAUACAUUUUAGGAAUGGCAUUUGCUAAGAAACGACAUGUUGACAGAAUGGAAAUACUGUCGCGAAAGCACCAGCGACAGAUGGAGGAUGAUUCUAUAUAUAACAUGAGUCAUGCAAGAGGACUACCUGGUCUCCCACCUCAGCCCCAGGCCUCUAGUGAAGAACCGUCAGAGCUUUACCAAAUUGUUCUCAGGCACAGCCAUCACCCACCCAUCCUCCAGAACACCUCUUGGACUCUGGCUGUCCCUUAUAAGGAGCAACGGCACCAUCGCACCCCCAGUGAGUCCAUUGGGAACAACUACAGCCCCCAGGCUCGUCACCUGAAGAUCAGAAACCUACAGAGGAGACCUGGAACCGUCAAAGACUCACUUGGGGAUGUACCUGCACCUUCAUCUAGCCCAGCUGAGAAGAGGAAGAGACUCGCCCCCAGGGGAUGGGAUUCAGCUCCUGACACCUCGAUCUCACCUGGACUUAAGCUCAGCCCCAGAGAGCCUCUGCCCCCCAUCAGCCGACCCCUGACCCCCAAACAGCAGCUGGACAUCAUGCGGAGCCAAGAGGAACAGAUGUGGCCUUUUGAGACAGAACCUACAGAAAGAGACCUGGAGAGGUACGUGUACUACAUUAGUAACGGCGUCCACAGCCCAAUGCUGGCCCACCAGCCUCCCCAGCAGAUUAAGAACAUAAUGAAGCUCCUGCCCCCUGGCAUUCAGGACAGCAGCAGGGACAUGGAGAUACUGAAGGGGAAUCUGCUAGACGAGGUCAACAAAGACUACGGCUUCAGUCUCAGGAAGAGCAUAGUUGACUACAUCCUGAGGGACCCGUCGGAGAGGCAGCGUUUGUUCAUCUCCAGCAUCCCCAGGCCCUUCCCCAGGAGGGUGAUCCGAGGGCCCGUCCCCUGGGUCUGCAACUACAGCCAGGCCCACACCUGGCAGAGCCAGCACCUCUUCACUCUCAACCCCAUGAUGGUCCACCUGCAGGACCUCUGGGUGAACAGUUUCUCCUCCUUGAGGUUUGUGAGACUAGGGGACCUUUUCUCUGCCAACUUCCCCCUGCUGCCCACCGAGUUUGAAGACCUGAUUCAGAGACAGUGCCAAAUCACCAGGGACGACCUGGCUAAUAGGUGGCUGCCACGCUGUGUGUCCCUGUUUGUCACCUACAAGGACCUUUGGCUGCCCCUGGUGCCCCAGAGUGACCACGUGGCCCCAGUCAGUGCUCAGGAGUUCUUCUCCUGCGUGGCCGCCCUCAUGUCCCUGCAGCUCCGGAGCUUGAUCAUUGCCUCCCUGCAGGACCUGCUCCAGUUCUUCACCCUGCACCAGGACGGGAAUGACUUUGGUGAAGUGUUUGACGAGAUGCGCUUCGUGCAGCCUCAGGUGCUGCUGGUCAAGCUGAGGGUGGAGGAGCCUCACAUUGUCUUCCUGCCCAGCCUUCAGGAAUGCUGGGAGCUCAUCCACCGGGGCUUCAUGGAGAUCAUCAAGAGCGCCCAGAAACUCCCACGGGUGGAGUGUAACCUAUUCCCAGAAAUCCAGGGACAGGGCCUUUAUCUGCACUCCGUCAGACCUGACGAGCUGCUGGUCACAGACCUGAUCAAUAGAGCCAAGAGCAUCUUCCAGAAGAACACUGUGGGACCAAAGAAGUACCUGAACGUGUAUAAGAAGUACAGCAACCUACUAGACAACACUGCAAAGCAGGAUAUAGUGGCAUUCCUCAAAGAAAAACACUCCCUGCAAGGUUUUACUAAGAAAAUCGAGGGUGUGCAGCAGUUGUGGAAGGAGAUUGCCUCAAUGCACAUCACGGUGCCCCUGUCCAUGUUUUGCCUGGACGUUCUGAGCCUGAACAAGGACCUGUGUGACCGCGCUGAGAGGCUGAAGGACAGGCUCAUCGUCUUCGAGGUGGACGAGAACCGAGAGCUCAACAAGAGCAUCUGUCACCGCUAUGACGAGAUCGCUGCAACCAUCACAGGGGCCCCAGGCAACACAGAGGAGCUGGUGGCCCUGAACCAGUACCUAAAGCACACCAGCGAGGUUACCGUCCACAAGCUGAAAGAUGAGAUCAACGAGGCCGCCAACCGCCUCAGCUUCCUCUUGGACUACGCCACCCUGCCUCACGAUGAUGUGAAGUUGAACAGUAGUGUGUUCCACUGGCCAGAGCAGAUCCUGGCUGUGUUUGAGAUCAGUAAGAGCCGUCUGGCCACCAGGAGAGAACAUGCUGAGGACCACCUCCUCAAGAGGACAGCAGAGUUUGACCAGAUGUUGCAGUGUGUGGGGAAGGAGGUGGAGGCCUUCAAGAAGAAGGAGCUGAUGAGUCUGGAGGAGAUGAAAAACAACGUGGAGAAGCUCAACGAGCUCACCUCCUGUCUGGACGCCGCCGUCACCGAACUGGACGACAUCAACAAAGAGGAGACUCUGCUGGAGAAGGAGCAGAGCCAGUUCCCCAUGCUGCAGACCCUGAUGGGCAACAAGCAGCCCUAUGACCAGCUGUGGACCAAUGCCCUCAACUUCCAGAACAAAUCAGAGAUCUGGAUGAAUGGUCCCUUCCUCCACCUGAAUGCUGAGAAGAUCUCAGAAGAGCUGAUCACAAUGUGGAGGACCAUGUACAAGCUGACCAAGUCCUUCUCCGACCUGCCAGGGCCGCGCCGCAUGGCCGACAGCUUCAAGAUCAAGAUCGACAAAUUCAAGCAGCACCUGCCCAUCCUCACCACCAUCUGUAAUCCAGGCAUCAAGGACCGUCACUGGGAGAGGAUCAGCACCAUCGUGGGCUUCGAUGUCAAGCCAGAUGUGGACACCUCACUGUUUAACAUGGUGGAGCUGGGCCUGUCCAAGUUCUCCGACAAGCUUGAGGAGAUAGGGGCGUCUGCUAGUAAGGAGUACUCUCUGGAGAAGGCCAUGGAGAAAAUGAAAACUGAAUGGGCUGAGCUCCGCUUUGCCUUCACUGCCUACAGAGACACGGGUACGAGUAUUGUAUCUGCAGUGGACGACAUCCAAGUGCUCCUAGACGACCACGUCAUCAAGACCCAGACCAUGCGAGGGUCACCCUUCAUCAAGCCCAUAGAGGCUGACUGUAAGCAAUGGGAGGACAAGUUGCUGAUGAUGCAGGACAUCUUGGACUCCAUGUUGAAGUGUCAAGCUACCUGGCUCUACCUGGAGCCCAUCUUCAGCUCUGAGGACAUCAUCGCCCAGAUGCCUGAGGAGGGACGCAAGUUUGCCAUCGUGGACCGAUACUGGAAAGAUAUCAUCGCCGAGGCGAUGAAGGACACGCGUGUGCUGGUGGCUACAGACCAGGCCAACAUGCUGGGCCGUCUCGAGGAGGCCAAUGUAUUUCUGGAGGACAUCCAGAGAGGCCUCAACACCUACCUGGAGAAAAAGAGACUAUUCUUCCCCAGGUUCUUCUUCCUGUCCAACGAUGAGUUGCUGGAGAUCCUGUCAGAGACAAAGGACCCGAGGCGUGUCCAGCCCCACCUGAAGAAGUGCUUCGAGGGCAUCGCCAAGCUGGAGUUCACCGAGGACAUGGAGAUCACUGGCAUGAUCAGCUCUGAGAAGGAGUUAGUGCCGUUUAGCACCAAGCUCUACCCUGCCAAAGCUAAGGGCAUGGUGGAGAAGUGGCUACAGCAGGUGGAAAGCAUGAUGAUGACCAGCGUUAGAGAUGUCAUCCACAAAGGAGUGGACCAGUAUGUCGAGGUCCCCAGGAAAAAGUGGGUGUUGCAGUGGCCUGGUCAGGUUGUUAUUUGUGCCUCGUCCAUUUUCUGGACCAGUGAGGUCUCUGAGGCCAUCGAGACCAAUACCCUGCACGCCUAUGUGGAUAAGAGCAAUGCCCAAAUAGCUGUCAUUGUGGAGCUGGUGCGUGGGAAGCUGAAUGGAGGGGCCAGAAUGACCUUAGGAUCUCUCACAGUCAUUGAUGUCCACGCUCGGGACGUGGUAGCUAAACUGGCUGAGGACCGUAUCUCCUCCCUGAAUGACUUCUCCUGGAUCAGUCAGCUGAGGUACUUCUGGGAGGACGGAGACGUGCGCCUGCGUAUGAUCACCACCACUGUCAAGUACGGCUACGAGUACCUGGGCAACUCCGGCCGUCUGGUCAUCACCCCACUCACUGACCGCUGCUAUAGGACACUGAUGGGUGCCCUGAAGCUGAACCUGGGAGGAGCCCCCGAGGGCCCUGCAGGGACAGGCAAGACUGAGACCACCAAGGAUCUGGCCAAAGCUCUGGCUAAGCAGUGUGUGGUGUUCAACUGCUCUGACGGCCUGGACUACAAGGCCAUGAGUAAGUUCUUCAAAGGACUGGCACAAUCCGGGGCUUGGGCCUGCUUCGACGAGUUCAACCGAAUCGAAGUGGAGGUGCUGUCUGUGGUGGCCCAGCAGGUGCUGAGUAUCCAGCAGGCCAUUGCUAGGGACCUGAAGACCUUCAUGUUCGAGGGGACCGAGUUGUCCCUCAAUCCCACCUGCUCCGUCUUCAUCACCAUGAACCCUGGCUAUGCAGGCAGAGCCGAGCUCCCAGACAACCUCAAGGUUCUUUUCCGUACGGUGGCUAUGAUGGUGCCUGACUAUGGUCUCAUUGGUGAGAUCUCACUUUACUCUGUGGGCUUUAUCGAGUCUCGUAGUCUUGCCGGGAAGAUUGUGGCAACCUACCGCCUGUGUUCAGAGCAGCUGUCCUCGCAGCAUCACUACGACUAUGGUAUGCGCGCCGUGAAAUCAGUCCUGACUGCCGCGGGGAACCUAAAACUGAAGUACCCGAAGGAGAACGAGAGUGUUCUGCUGCUCAGAGCACUGAUGGACGUCAACAUGGCCAAGUUUCUGGCCCAGGAUGUGCCUCUGUUUCAAGGUAUCAUAUCGGAUCUCUUCCCUGGGGUGGUCCUUCCCAAACCAGACUACGAUCUUCUCAUGCAGGCCCUGAAUGACAACAUCACCAAGCUCCAGCUCCAGCCCGUGCCCUGGUUCAUCGGCAAAAUCAUCCAGGUGUAUGAUAUGAUGCUGGUGCGUCACGGUUUCAUGAUCGUGGGAGACCCUCUGGGUGGGAAGACCUCUGCCUAUAAAGUCCUGGCUGGGGCCCUGGGUGAUCUGUUUGAAGCUGGUCUGAUGGAGGAGUUUGCGGUCGACUACCGGAUCAUCAACCCCAAGGCCAUCACCAUGGGCCAGCUGUACGGUUGCUUCGACCCGGUCAGCCACGAGUGGUCAGACGGGGUGCUGGCCGUCUCCUUCAGGGAGCAGGCCGUCUCCACCUCGGACGACCGCCAGUGGAUCCUCUUCGACGGGCCCAUCGACGCGGUGUGGAUCGAGAACAUGAACACCGUGCUGGACGACAACAAGAAGCUGUGUCUGAUGAGUGGCGAGAUCAUCCAGAUGAGCGCUAAGAUGAGUCUGAUCUUUGAGACGGCCGACCUGGAGCAGGCCUCCCCAGCUACGGUCAGCAGAUGUGGUAUGAUCUACAUGGAGCCUCACCAGUUAGGCUGGGCCCCUCUCAGAGACUCCUACAUGGACACCUUGCCUGAGAGCCUGAGCACUGAACAUAGAGACCUGAUUGUAGACAUGUUCAACUGGCUGGUCCAGCCCUGUCUGGACUUCAUCUCCAGAGAGUGUCGUUUCCUGGUGUCGACAUCCCCCAUCCACCUGGCUUACAGCCUGAUGAGGCUCUACACCUGUCUCCUAGACGACAUUGCGUCAUCGGGGGCCGAUGGCACGGAGCCCAUGUCCAGUCAGCAGGUGACCAUGUGGCUGCAGGGCCUGUUCCUAUUCGCUGUGGUGUGGAGCGUGGGCGGGACCAUCAACGGGGACAGCCGCAAUAAGUUUGACGCCUUCUACAGGAACCUGAUCAUGGGCAUGGAUGACAACCACCCCCGGCCCAAAAGUGUCAAACUGACCAAGAACAACGUUUUCCCUGAGAGAGGCACCAUCUAUGACUACUACUUCCACAAGCAGGGCACAGGGCAGUGGAAUACAUGGACUGAUUCCAUCACCAAGGAGGAGUCCACUAUUGCCGCUGGAGCCAAUGUGUCAGACCUGAUCAUCCCCACCAUGGAGACAGCCCGUCAGCUGUUCUUCCUGCAGACCUACCUGGCCCAUGAGGUGCCCAUGCUGUUCGUGGGGCCCACCGGCACGGGCAAGUCAGUCAUCAACAACAGCUUUCUGCUCAAGCUUCCUAAGGAGCGCUACACACCCAACUGCAUCAACUUCUCGGCACGCACCUCAGCCAACCAGACCCAGGACAUCAUCAUGGGCAAGCUGGACCGCCGGAGGAAGGGCGUGUUUGGGCCACCCAUGGGAAAGAAGUGUGUUGUCUACGUGGAUGACCUCAACAUGCCUGCCAAGGAGAUCUAUGGCGCCCAGCCACCCAUCGAGCUGCUGAGGCAGUGGAUCGACCACUACCACUGGUACGACAAGAAGGACACCUCCAGGAUUGACAUUGUGGACAUUCUGUUCGUAUCCGCUAUGGGGCCCCCUGGUGGGGGGAGGAAUGACAUUACAGGCCGCUUCACUCGUCAUUUGAAUAUUGUUUCUAUCGACUCCUUUGACCAUGAGACGCUGAGCAAGAUAUUCACCUCCAUUACCGACUGGCAUUUUGGCAAGGGAUUUGAUGCUGCUUUCUAUAGACUGGGGAAGAUCAUGGUGCAAGCCACCAUGGCUGUCUAUCAGGAUGCCAUGGAGAGUUUCCUGCCCACUCCCUCCAAGUCCCACUACAUCUUCAACCUCAGGGACUUUGCCAGGGUGAUCCGCGGGGUGCUGCUCAGCCCACCCACGCACCUCCAGGAGGGAGACAAGCUGAUCCGCCUGUGGAUCCAUGAGGUCUACCGUGUGUUCUACGACCGCCUCAUCGACAACGAGGACAGAGAGACAUUCUUCAACAUUGUCAAGGAGAGAACCUCCGGCUACUUCAAGCAGAGCAUGGAUAAGCUGCUGACCCACCUGACGCCUAGCGGCAAGGUUGUGGAUGAGACGAUCCGCAGCCUGUUCUUCGGAGACUACGCCAAGCCCGACUCGGACGCCAAGGCCUACGACGAGAUCACCGACCUGCACGUUCUGACCAACGUCAUGGACUACUACCUGGACGAGUUCAACAACAUCAGCAAGGCACCCAUGUCCCUCGUCAUGUUCAAGUUUGCCAUCGAGCACAUCUCGCGUAUCUGCCGUGUGCUCAAGCAGGACAACGGGCAUCUUCUCCUGGUGGGCAUCGGGGGCUCAGGACGGCAGAGCGCCACCAAGCUGGGCACCUUCAUCAACGAUUACGACCUCUUCCAGAUUGAACUAACCAAGAACUACGGAGUGUCGGAGUGGCGCGACGACCUAAAGCGGUUGAUGCUGAAGGCGGGCCUGCAGGGCAAGAACAUGGUGUUCCUGUUCAAUGACAGCCAGAUCAAGGACGAGGCCUUUGUGGAGGACAUCAACAUGCUGCUCAACACAGGCGACGUGCCCAACAUCUUCCCAGCCGACGAGCGCGCAGACAUCAUUGACAAGGUACAGGGUAUCGCACGCGUGGAGGGCAAGAAGAUCGACGCAACACCACUCUCCAUGUACAACUUCUUCAUCGAGCGUGUCAAGGCAAACCUUCACAUUGUGCUCGCAAUGAGCCCGAUUGGGGAUGCCUUCCGAAACCGGUUGAGGAUGUUCCCCUCCCUCAUCAACUGUUGCACCAUCGACUGGUUCCAGGCCUGGCCUAAAGACGCUCUGGAAAUGGUGGCCAACAAGUUCCUGGAGGACGUGGAGCUGGAGGAUAACGUCAGGCUACAUGUGGUGGAGAUGUGUAAAACCUUCCAGGAGAGUGUGGGAGGUUUGUCCGAGAGGUACUUCUCUCAACUCAGGAGACACAACUAUGUGACGCCAACGUCGUACCUGGAGCUCAUUCUCACAUACAAGGUCCUGCUCAACUCCAAGAGGAGUGAGGUGGACACUCAGAGAAACCGCUACAUUGUGGGUCUGGAGAAACUGUACUUUGCUGCAUCUCAGGUAUCGAUAAUGCAGGAGGAGCUGACCGCUCUGCAGCCAGAGCUGAUCCAGACAUCAGCUGAGACAGAUAAGAUGAUGGUCAACAUUGAGAAGGAGACGGUAGUCGUGGAUGCUAAGAAAGAGCUGGUGUUGGCAGACGAGAAGGUGGCCAACGAUGCUGCUGCAGCAGCCAAAGCUAUAAAGGAUGAGUGUGAGGGUGACCUGGCGGAGGCCAUGCCUGCCCUUGAGGCUGCCUUGUCAGCCCUGGACACCCUGAAACCCUCAGACAUCACAGUGGUCAAGUCCAUGUCGAACCCUCCAGGUCUAGUCAAACUGGUCAUGGAGUCCAUCUGCAUCAUGAAAGGCAUCAAGCCAGAGAGGAAGCCCGAUCCUGGUGGCUCAGGUAAGAUGAUUGAGGACUUCUGGGGCCCCUCCAAGAAGCUCCUGGGAGACAUGAAAUUCCUGGAGAACCUCAAAGCCUAUGACAAAGACAACAUCGCUGCCGCCAACAUCAAGAAGAUCCGCGACAAAUUCAUCGACAACCCCGAGUUCCAGCCCUCCAUCAUCAAGAACGUCUCCUCUGCCUGUGAGGGCCUUUGUAAGUGGGUGCGGGCCAUGGAGGUGUACGAGCGUGUGUCCAAAGUGGUGGCCCCCAAGAUAGAGAAGCUGAAGGAGGCUGAGGACGAGCUUGGGGUGCAGAUGCAGAUGCUGUCCGUGAAGAGAGCUGAGCUGAAGGAGGUGGUGGACAAGCUCCAGGACCUGAACAACACGUUCGAGGCCAUGUGCAACAAGAAGAAAGACCUGGAAGAAAACAUUGAGCUGUGCUCCCAGAAGUUGAUCAGGGCAGAGCAGCUGAUUGGAGGGCUGGGUGGGGAGAAGGACAGGUGGACGGAGGCUGCCCGGUUGCUGGGGAUCAGGUACACCAACCUGACAGGCGACGUGCUCCUCUCCUCCGGCACCGUGUCCUACCUGGGGGCCUUCACCGUGGACUACCGUGUGGAGUGCCAGCGGGAGUGGCAUCUGCUCUGCCAGGCCAAGAAGGUGCCAUGCUCCGAGGACUUCACCCUCAGCAACACCCUGGGCAACCAGGUGUCCAUCCGGGCAUGGCAGAUCGCUGGCCUGCCCGUCGACUCCUUCUCCACUGACAACGGAAUCAUCGUGUCCAACUCACGCCGCUGGCCCCUCAUGAUCGACCCACAGGGCCAGGCCAACAAGUGGAUCAAGAACAUGGAGAAGGCCAACAAGCUGGCCGUCAUCAAGCUGUCAGACGGCAACUAUGUGAGAACACUGGAGAACUCCAUCGCGUUCGGCACCCCUGUUUUGCUGGAGAACGUUGGAGAAGAACUUGAUGCAGUACUGGAACCGGUGCUGCUGAAACAGACCUUCAGACAACAAGGUGUGGAGUACAUGAAGCUAGGUGAGAACAUUGUGGAGUACUCCAAAGAUUUCCUCUUCUACAUGACCACCAGCCUGAGAAGCCCUCACUACCUCCCCGAGGUGGCGGUUAAAGUCUGCCUGCUAAACUUCAUGAUCACCCCACUGGGUUUGGAGGACCAGCUUCUGGGCAUCAUGGCCGCCAAGGAGAAACCAGAACUAGAAGAGAAGAAGAACCAGCUGAUCCUGGAGAGUGCUGCCAACAACAAGCAGCUGAAGGAGAUUGAGGAUAAAAUCCUCAAAAUCCUGUCUUCCUCAGAGGGUAACAUCCUAGAAGACGAAACGGCCAUCAAGGUCCUGUCUUCCUCCAAGGUGCUGUCUGAGGAGAUCUCGGAGAAGCAGAAGAUUGCUAGUGUCACAGAGAAGGAGAUUGACGACACUCGCAUGGGCUACCGGCCUGUGGCCGAGCACUCGUCCAUCCUGUUCUUCUGCAUCUCGGAGCUGGCCAACAUAGAGCCCAUGUACCAGUACUCGCUCACCUGGUUCAUCAACCUCUACCUGCAGUCCAUCGCCCAGAGCUUGAAGAGCGACGACCUGGCCACCCGCAUCGAGAACAUUGUGGAGCAUUUCACCAUCAGCAUCUAUAACAACGUGUGCCGAUCGCUCUUCGAGAAGGACAAGCUGCUCUUCUCCUUGCUCCUCACCGUGGGCAUCAUGCAAGGCAAGGGCCAGGUGGACGACACCAUCUGGCGCUUCCUCCUCACCGGUGGCAUCACUCUGGACAACCCCGACCCCAACCCCGCUCCUGAGUGGCUAUCCGACAAGUCCUGGUCAGAAAUCGUAAGAGCAUCCAAGCUGCCAAACUUAGAAGGUCUCUUCGAGCACGUCCGAGACAACAUUCCCAAGUGGAAGAAGAUCUACGAUUCGGGGAAGCCUCAUAAGGAGCAGCUGCCUGACAGCUGGAGGAUGCUGGUGGGGAUGCACCGCAUGGUGGUGCUGCGCUGCUUCAGGCCGGACAAGCUGGUUCCGGCGGUGCAAGAGUUCAUUGUGGACAACAUGGGGCGCAGCUACAUUGAGCCCCCGACCUUUGACCUGGCCGGGAGUUACAACGACUCCAACUGCUGCUCUCCUCUCAUCUUUGUGCUCUCUCCAGGAUCUGAUCCCACUGCGGGUCUGCUAAAGUUUGCUGACGACCUUGAAAUGGGGGGCAGUAAAACCCAGACCAUCUCCCUGGGCCAGGGCCAGGGGCCCAUCGCAGCCCUGAUGAUCAAUGCUGCCAUCAAGGAUGGCACCUGGGUGGUGCUACAGAACUGUCAUCUGUGCACCAGCUGGAUGCCCGCCCUGGAGAGGAUCUGUGAGGAGGGCAUCACCCCCGAAAACACCAACCCCACCUUCAGGUUGUGGUUGACCAGUUACCCGUCUGACAAGUUCCCAGUCAGCAUCCUGCAGAACGGGGUGAAGAUGACCAACGAGCCGCCCAAGGGGAUGAGGGCCAACCUGUUCCGCUCCUACGUCAGCGACCCCAUCUCCGACCCCGCCUUUUUCAACAGCUCCAAGAAACAGGAGGCGUGGCAGAAGCUGCUGUUUGGUCUCUGCUUUUUUCAUGCUCUGGUGCAGGAGAGGAGGACCUUCGGACCUCUAGGUUGGAAUAUCCCGUAUGAGUUCAAUGAGUCUGACCUGAGGAUCAGUAUGACGCAGAUCCAGAUGUUCCUGGAUGAGUAUGAGGAGAUUCCUCUGGAGGCCCUCUCCUACCUAACUGGUGAGUGUAACUACGGUGGCAGGGUGACGGACGACAAGGACAGGCGUCUGCUGGUGUCUCUACUGUCCAUCUUCUACAGCAGGGAGCUGAUUGAGCAGGAGGGCUACCACGUGUGUGAGGGAGACAUGUACUAUAUCCCCCCUCACGGACCGUACCAGACCUAUGUUGAUUACAUCCGCAACCUACCCAUCGCGGCGGAACCUGGCGUGUUUGGACUCCACAGCAAUGCUGACAUCACCAAGGACAACCAGGAGACCAAUCAGCUGCUGGAUGGAGUGCUGCUGACACUUCCCAGGCAGACUGGAGGCGGGGCUAAAUCCCCUCAGGAAGUGGUUGAUGAGCUUGCAGAAGACAUCCUGUCCAAGCUGCCAGCAGACUUUGACAUCCAGAUGGUGAUUAACAAAUACCCAGUGAUGUAUGAGGAGUCCAUGAACACUGUGCUGAGACAGGAACUGAUCCGCUUCAACAGGUUAACUCAGGUGGUACGCAUCAGCCUGAUAAACAUUGGAAAGGCUCUCAAGGGUCAGGUGGUGAUGUCUUCUGAGCUGGAGAACGUCUUCAACAGUAUGGUGGUGGGCAAGGUGCCAACCAUGUGGUCGGCUAAGUCCUACCCGUCUUUGAAGCCUCUGGGCAGCUACGUGUCCGACCUCCUCGCCAGGCUAAAGUUUCUACAGGACUGGAUCAACAAUGGGCCACCACCAGUCUUUUGGCUCUCUGGGUUCUACUUUACUCAGUCCUUCCUCACAGGAGUAUCUCAGAACUUUGCCCGAAAGUAUACCAUCCCCAUCGACUUCAUCGGCUUUGAAUUUGAGAUGACCAAGCAAGAGACCCACAUGGAGAACAAGCCAGAUGAUGGGGCCUAUGUGAAGGGGUUCUUCCUGGAGGGGGCACGCUGGGACCGGGAGAAGAUGGUCAUAGGAGAGUCCCUCCCCAAGAUCCUCUUCGACCCCCUGCCCAUCAUCUGGCUCAGGCCAGGAGAGAUGUCAAAGUUCCUGCAUGAGAACAUCUACGUGUGUCCCGUGUACAAGACCAGCGCCCGGCGCGGAACCCUGUCCACCACGGGCCACUCCACCAACUACGUAAUGCCUAUCGAGCUUCCCUCCGACCGGCCGCAGAAACAUUGGAUCAACCGCGGGGUGGCCUGUCUGUGCCAGCUGGAUGACUAGGCACAGCUCUGCAGACAUCUUGCAGGAUGUUAGAUAUGAGAGACAGACAACCAACUCACUCCUUUUAAAUAGCUAUUAAAGGCAGAAUUGUAUGCUGGAUAUUUUCAACUCGAUUUCUUGAUAUUUUUGAAGAUUGCACAGGCUGUCAUAUAGCCUGGGUACCAGUCUCUUUAGCUAACAUUCCACUCCUUGACACUCCUUGUCAUUGCCAAAGAGACUGGCCUCUCAACGUUCAAUAUGCAGCCCGAUUUACGGCACAGUUGCUGGUUGGUUGUUGGAAACAACAUUCAUAUUUUCCAUGACAAUGUUAUGGAACAUAGGGCAAAUUUGGCACAAUAUAGAAUUAUAAUUUAAACAACGGCAACAAACAAAACCGUUACGACCUGCUGCGGUAAUUUCCUGGUGAGAAGCCGUGUCAAUGCAAGAUCAUGUUGUUCAAAUUGGCUAGAGAGGACUCCAUAAUGAGAGUGAAAUGAUGAUGCGUAAAAUAUUAGCCCACAAGAGUCAAUCGAGCUAUGUUUGCUUCAGUUGCAUCCCAUUAAUGAGAGGAAAGAAACGCAAAACUGGCACCUGUCGUCAAUGUUUUGUACAACCAGUUUGGUCACUUAUUUUGAGCAACUAAAAAGAAUAUACACUACCGUUCAAAAGUUUGGGGUCACUUAGAAAUGUCCUUGUUUUUGUAAGAAAAGCAACAACAAAAAAUGUCCAUUAAAAUAACAUCAAGUUGAUCAGAAAUACAGUGUAGACAUUGUUAAUGUUGUAAAUGACUAUUGUAGCUGGAAACGGC
Molecule: messenger RNA, 13168 nt
Organism: Salmo salar (Atlantic salmon)
Lineage: Eukaryota; Metazoa; Chordata; Actinopteri; Salmoniformes; Salmonidae
Gene: dnah3
Product: dynein axonemal heavy chain 3
Biological process (GO): microtubule-based movement
Cellular component (GO): dynein complex
Molecular function (GO): dynein intermediate chain binding; dynein light intermediate chain binding; ATP hydrolysis activity
Source: RefSeq, a predicted model, not a curated record